UUGCUUCGCGCGCGUCGUCCAAAGAGUAAACGUACAUAGAAUUAACUUAUUUUUCAUUGCUUCAGUCUUUAUACACAAAAAUUUUAUUUUUCUUAUUUGUAUUCGUUGUGACUAUCUUUCUUCAUCUAAUCCUAAUUUUCGUCAAAGAAUUUUCCUAAAAAAAAUUCAUGAUAAAAAGAGAAUAAGAAAACAAGGAAACAAUUAAAACGUUCAGUGUAUAUGUAUUGUCCAUGGAAAAAAAUACAAAUGGGAUUCUACAAAAUAGGGUAUAUAAUUGGAAUUUCAAGAAUUUCUUGAGAGAACGAAAGCUAUUCCCAAAAACACUACGUGAUCUUGUGAGACUUCGUUAGGGGUAACGAAUACAAGUGAUCUUGAGAAAGAAAGAAAGAAAGACGGAGAUCAAAAAGAAAAACAAAGACGACAAGAAAACAAAAAGAGGAAGGAAGAAAAGAAAAAGGAAAAAGGCGAUGAUGUGCAAAUUUUUUCUCAUAAUAAAUAUAUAAUUGUGAUUAAAAUAGAAACUGUGAUAUAACAUUAUAAAUAUUUUAUUUUAUUUUAAUACUGUCUCGUUUUGGAAAAACGGCAGCAAAAGAUUCAUAAAACGAACACUAUGGCACUAACACUAAAGAAAGAUUUAAAUUUAGAAGAUGGAAAACCUGUACUGGCAGGACAUAGUGCAAACACUAAUCCAGAAAAUGGUCAUUCUGUUCAUGGAAGUGCUGUCAGACAGGUUCUGGCAGCGGUAGUGGCACAACUUGGAACUCUGAACACUGGUAUGGCUUUUGGUUUUUCUGCCAUUGCUGUCCCACAACUACAAGAACCAAAUAGUAGCAUUCCUAUUGGCAAAGGAUCAUCCGAGGAAUCAUGGAUUGCAAGUAUGUCUUCUAUUGGAACUCCUAUUGGAUGUUUAAUAUCUGGAUAUAUGAUGGACGUACUUGGAAGAAAACGAUCUCUUAUUAUCACGGAGAUUCCAGCAUUGCUUGGAUGGAUAUUAAUUGCAUGUGCGACCGACAUUCGUGUGAUAUAUGCUGGAAGAUUCUUUGUAGGACUUGGAUCAGGCAUGGUGGGUGCUCCAGCGCGUGUUUAUACAGGAGAAGUGACUCAACCUCAUCUACGGGGAAUGUUGACCGCUUUUGCAAGUAUUGGAGUCAGCACUGGUGUUAUGAUCGAAUAUUUUUUGGGAAGCGUACUUACGUGGAACGUCUGUGCAGCUAUUAGUGGAAUUUUACCUCUUGCUGCUCUUUUGUUAAUGUUUUUCUUCCCUGAAACACCUUCGUAUCUUAUAUCUCGUAGUAGACCUGAAAAGGCACGAGAGGCGUUACAACAAGUUCGUGGUAGUACGUAUAAUAUUAAUCAGGAAAUGGAAACACUUAUUAAUUUUUCGAAUGAGCGCGAUGUUAAGCGUCCGAAAGGAUUUCGAGAAAUAAUUAGAGCUCUUUUAAAACCGAAUGCCAUUAAACCUUUCACUCUAUUGUUUUUAUAUUUUUUAAUAUACCAAUGGUCAGGUACAAAUGUAAUAACCUUUUAUGCCGUUGAAAUUUUUAAUGAUUCAGGAGCAACAAUAAACAAGUACUUAGCUGCAGUAAUUCUCGGGAUUAUAAGAUUAGUAUCAACUAUUGCUGCUUGUAUCCUAUGUAGAAAGAGUGGACGAAGACCUCUCACAAUGAUUUCGUCCGUCGGCUGUGGACUUUCUAUGGUAGGAUUAGGUGGAUAUAUGUGGUUAAAAAGCUAUUGGACUGCAAAUAAUCUUCCAUUUGUUGCUACUUGGAUACCUGUUUUAUGUAUAUUUUCAUAUACUAUUGCUUGCACUCUUGGUUUCCUUGUUAUUCCUUGGAUAAUGAUAGGCGAGGUAUAUCCAGUGCAAGUACGUGGUAUUAUUGGUGGUUUAACCACAAUGGCAGCCCAUUUUUUUAUCUUUACAGUAGUUAAAACAUAUCCAUAUUUAACUAGUAUACUUACUACGCAUGGUACUUUUAUUUUCUAUGGUUGUAUAUCUUUAUUCGGAACGAUAUAUUUUUAUUUAUGUCUUCCCGAAACUAAAGAUAAAACACUUCAAGAAAUAGAAGAUUACUUUUCCGGUAGGAACAAUAAUUUAAGAACUAGAAAUAUAGAUAAUCAUAAACCAAAGGUGUUACAAGUGAAAAAGGGUCAGAUUUUGCCUUGAAUUAUUUAUAUAAAUAAUAUUUUAAUAGACGUAAAUUAAUAAUUUAUCGUCUUCCAUCAACAAAACAAAGAUAAAAAAUUACAUGGCUAAGUUUUAUUAUUAAUCAAAAUUAAUUCAUAUUAUUAUUAAAGACUUGUUUCUAAUUUAAUUUAAGAAAAAAAAAUGAAACAAUAGUAUUCUAUACUUAUUUUAGGAUAUUGGAGAUGAUAACGUGAUUAAAAUUCCAAAAAUCUAUUAAAUUAUAUAAAAAUUACAAUUAUCACAGAUAUUUUAUUUCUUAUUUAUAAGUAAGACAAUUUUCAAUGAUAUCUAUUUAUUAAUUAAAUAUUCAAAUAAUUUAAAUAUAAUAUUUUUUUUUUAUAAGAUGGUAGCAAUAUAGAUAUAUUUUUAUAAAAGAAUCAAAUAUAUUUGUAAAGAAAAAAAAAAUAUACUUUACGGAUAUUUCAAUACGCACAUAAGAAAACGAAAAAGGUGCUAUUUAUUAUUAUAGUAUUACAAUAUGUAUAUAUAUAUAUGUGAUAAAAAGAUAAAAUGUAAUUAACUAGACUUAUAAGUGAUAUUUGUAAAAAAAAUCAUAGUCUGACAAUGUACGCGUUUCAACAAUGCAAACUACUCUAUAAAUUAAACAUUUUUAAUAUAUUUACUAUGUA
This is a messenger RNA of Apis laboriosa (Himalayan honeybee), 2814 nucleotides long. Its product is annotated as facilitated trehalose transporter Tret1-like. Gene Ontology annotation, cellular component: membrane. The coding region runs from base 611 to 2164 and encodes 517 amino acids. The transcript is spliced from 3 exons. Gene Ontology annotation, molecular function: sugar transmembrane transporter activity. Gene Ontology annotation, biological process: transmembrane transport; carbohydrate transport. The record is from RefSeq and is a predicted model, not a curated record. Lineage: Eukaryota; Metazoa; Arthropoda; Insecta; Hymenoptera; Apidae.